Symbiodinium natans is the source of this 2757-nucleotide messenger RNA. The record is from the annotation of a GenBank genome assembly. Lineage: Eukaryota; Dinophyceae; Suessiales; Symbiodiniaceae.
AUGACCUCUCCGAUGCACAUCUUUGUGACCUUGUGUUUCCUCGCGCCCGUUCUCGGACUUCGGGACGAUCGCCUCGACACCUUGUCGUUGGACAUCGAUACCGACACCAUUGACCGCACAUUGCCCACGGCCUUGUUGGACGAAACUACAGAUGAUCGUGCCCAUGUCACCUCUGUGCAGUACGCUACGAAUAAGAAGACAUCGAAGGUUUGCUGCAAGGACAAGACGGCCCAAAGGAACUAUUGCGCCGACGAGUGCUAUGUGGGCAAGUACAGCGGCUUCUGUCCUUCUGAGUGCUCGGGAUCUUUGCUGGAGGCAACUGAUACCGUCAUUGCCUCAGUGCAGUACGCUACGAAUGAGAAGACAUCGAAGGUUUGCUGCAAGGACAAGACGGCCCAAAGGAACUAUUGCGCCGACGAGUGCUAUGUGGGCAAGUACAGCAGCUCGUGUCCUUCUGAGUGCUCGGGAUCUUUGCUGGAGGAAGCAACUGAUACCGUCAUUGCCUCAGUGCAGAACGCCACGAAGACAUCGAAGGUUUGCUGCAAGGACAAGACAACCCAAAGGAACUAUUGCGCCAACGAGUGCUAUGUGGGCAAGUACAGCGGCUUCUGUCCUUCUGAGUGCUCGGGAUCUUUGCUGGAGGCAACUGAUACCGUCAUUGCCUCAGUGCAGUACGCUACGAGUGAGAAGACAUCGAAGGUUUGCUGCAAGGACAAGACAGCCCAAAGGAACUAUUGCGCCGACGAGUGCUAUGUGGGCAAGUACAGCAGCUCGUGUCCUUCUGAGUGCUCGGGAUCUUUGCUGGAGGAGGCAACUGAUACCGUCAUUGCCUCAGUGCAGAACGCCACGAAGACAUCGAAGGUUUGCUGCAAGGACAAGACAACCCAAAGGAACUAUUGCGCCAACGAGUGCUAUGUGGGCAAGUACAGCGGCUUCUGUCCUUCUGAGUGCUCGGGAUCUUUGCUGGAGGCAACUGAUACCGUCAUUGCCUCAGUGCAGUACGCUUCGAAUGAGAAGACAUCGAAGGUUUGCUGCAAGGACAAGACGGCCCAAAGGAACUAUUGCGCCGACGAGUGCUAUGUGGGCAAGUACAGCAGCUCGUGUCCUUCUGAGUGCUCGGCAUCUUUGCUGGAGGAGGCAACUGAUACCGUCAUUGCCUCAGUGCAGAACGCCACGAAGACAUCGAAGGUUUGCUGCAAGGACAAGACAACCCAAAGGAACUAUUGCGCCAACGAGUGCUAUGUGGGCAAGUACAGCGGCUUCUGUCCUUCUGAGUGCUCGGGAUCUUUGCUGGAGGCAACUGAUACCGUCAUUGCCUCAGUGCAGUACGCUACGAGUGAGAAGACAUCGAAGGUUUGCUGCAAGGACAAGACAGCCCAAAGGAACUAUUGCGCCGACGAGUGCUAUGUGGGCAAGUACAGCAGCUCGUGUCCUUCUGAGUGCUCGGGAUCUUUGCUGGAGGAGGCAACUGAUACCGUCAUUGCCUCAGUGCAGAACGCCACGAAGACAUCGAAGGUUUGCUGCAAGGACAAGACAACCCAAAGGAACUAUUGCGCCAACGAGUGCUAUGUGGGCAAGUACAGCGGCUUCUGUCCUUCUGAGUGCUCGGGAUCUUUGCUGGAGGCAACUGAUACCGUCAUUGCCUCAGUGCAGUACGCUACGAAUGAGAAGACAUCGAAGGUUUGCUGCAAGGACAAGACGGCCCAAAGGAACUAUUGCGCCGACGAGUGCUAUGUGGGCAAGUACAGCAGCUCGUGUCCUUCUGAGUGCUCGGCAUCUUUGCUGGAGGAGGCAACUGAUACCGUCAUUGCCUCAGUGCAGAACGCCACGAAGACAUCGAAGGUUUGCUGCAAGGACAAGACAACCCAAAGGAACUAUUGCGCCAACGAGUGCUAUGUGGGCAAGUACAGCGGUUUCUGUCCUUCUGAGUGCUCGGGAUCUUUGCUGGAGGCAACUGAUACCGUCAUUGCCUCAGUGCAGUACGCUACGAGUGAGAAGACAUCGAAGGUUUGCUGCAAGGACAAGACAGCCCAAAGGAACUAUUGCGCCGACGAGUGCUAUGUGGGCAAGUACAGCAGCUCGUGUCCUUCUGAGUGCUCGGGAUCUUUGCUGGAGGAGGCAACUGAUACCGUCAUUGCCUCAGUGCAGAACGCCACGAAGACAUCGAAGGUUUGCUGCAAGGACAAGACAACCCAAAGGAACUAUUGCGCCAACGAGUGCUAUGUGGGCAAGUACAGCGGCUUCUGUCCUUCUGAGUGCUCGGGAUCUUUGCUGGAGGCAACUGAUACCGUCAUUGCCUCAGUGCAGUACGCUUCGAAUGAGAAGACAUCGAAGGUUUGCUGCAAGGACAAGACGGCCCAAAGGAACUAUUGCGCCGACGAGUGCUAUGUGGGCAAGUACAGCAGCUCGUGUCCUUCUGAGUGCUCGGCAUCUUUGCUGGAGGAGGCAACUGAUACCGUCAUUGCCUCAGUGCAGAACGCCACGAAGACAUCGAAGGUUUGCUGCAAGGACAAGACAACCCAAAGGAACUAUUGCGCCAACGAGUGCUAUGUGGGCAAGUACAGCGGUUUCUGUCCUUCUGAGUGCUCGGGAUCUUUGCUGGAGGCAACUGAUACCGUCAUUGCCUCAGUGCAGUACGCUACGAGUGAGAAGACAUCGAAGGUUUGCUGCAAGGACAAGACAGCCCAAAGGAACUAUUGCGCCGACGAGUGCUAUGUGGGCAAGUACAGCAGCUCGUGUCCUUCUGAGUGCUCGUAA